AUGGAAACGGAACUAACAGAAAAGUUAAUUGCUAUGGGCAAAAACCUAGGCUUUGAGGGAAAGGAGCUUCAGGAAUGGGUCAAAGUAGAACGCGACAGAGCGCGUGAGGACCGAGCUGCCGAGCGCGAAAGAAGAAAGGAGGAAGCCGAAGCCACAGAGAGGUUGAGACGAUUAGAGCUCGAAGCCGCGAAGGAAUAUUUCGAGAGGAAAAUGAUGCAGCUUGAGAAGGAAAAGGAGCUACUCCUACUAAAGGCAGAAAAUGGUAAUCGGGGAGGAACGGAAAACCCCCACAUGGAUUCCAUAAAGUUUCAUGGGCUGAGUCCCCAUAAAUUGUUGCCACCCUUCGAUGAUCGUAAAGACGAUUUAGACGCUUACCUUGUUAGGUUUGAAAAGGUAGCCGAGGGUCAAAAAUGGGCCAGAGACCAGUGGGCAAGUGCCCUUAGUAUCUGUUUGACAGGCGAGGCAUUGGCGGUCUACGGUAGAAUGUCUCCGUCAGACUGCGUUGACUACGACAAAAUAAAACAGGCCCUGCUGCACCGGUUUAGAUUAACCGAAGACGGAUUCCGCGAGAAAUUCCGUGACGCUACGCCGAAAGAUGGCGAGACAGUAUCCCAAUAUAUCGCCCGCCUAGAAAAUUAUUGGGAGAGAUGGAUGGAACUCUCCGGCACUAAAAAGGACUACAACGAAGUGAAGCGAUUACUUCUAAAGGAGCAGUUGCUCGCCCACAGCGAAGAGAAGUUAACCGUCUAUAUACGCGAACGAAAGGGAGAAGAUUUGAAGGAACUCGUAACGCGAGCAGAGCAGUACGUAGAAGCUCACAACCUAAGGAAUUUCGGAAAGAAAUCAAGAGGAGGAAAAGAGGAAGGCAGGAACAAUGUCGAGAGAAGGAAUGAGCCCAGUCAUAAACGAGGCGACCUCAGCGAAAGGGACCGACCGCGAUGCUACAUUUGUAACAGGAUCGGACACCGACCACAAGAUUGCAGAAGCGCCGCGGCGAGACCACCACCAUUACCGAAGUGCAAACGAUGCGGUAGGAUGGGACACAGCGCCUGGAACUGCAGAGCUCGGGCCGAUGAAGAGGCAAAAUCAGCCGAUAAGGGGUUGUCUCAGGAGUCAGUAUCCUUGUGCAUACAAAAAGGUUUUGUAGAAUUAAAAGGCGGCACGAAGAUUCCGGUGGUACAGACGGCCGUGUCAGGAAGUAAGGGCCCAUAUGGGGUAAACAAGUUGCCAGUCUCGGAAGGCAAAAUCGGCGAAAGAACUAUCCAAGUUCUCAGAGACACUGGCUGCAACACGGUGAUCGUAAGACAAGAUUUGGUGAGCAGCGAAGAGCUAACAGGAGCCGUACACCCGGUAUUCCUCAUUGACCAAACCGUGAAAAUUCUCCCCGAAGCGGACAUUUUCGUGCGAACUCCCUAUUUCACGGGACGAAUUAAAGCCCGGUGCAUGGAUAACCCCAUGUACGACCUGGUCCUAGGCAACGUUGAAGGGGUACGGAGCGCCGAAAAUCCAGAUCCCGAUUGGGACACGGUUGUGACGAAGCCGGCAGCGAAAAUCGAAACCAUUCCCAGGGCUGCUCCCAUUGCCACCGAACUUGGCCAUACCAGUGACGACGAGCGCACCGAUCUAAAGGCCGACGCAAAUGACUCGCAAUGCUCGAUCGAAGAAAAUGGUAGUUUUGAAACUCAUGCUGUCGUCACAAGAAAACAAGCGAGGGAAAGGGACACGGUUUUCCGCAGACUGAAGGUCCCCGAAUUAGCAGAGGGAUUCAAUGCGGAAGAUUUUGUCCGGGAUCAAAAAGAGAACGAACCCCUGCAAAAAUGUUUCGCGGAAGUUGGCGUAAUGAAGAAAGGAAGAAAGAAGGGGAGCGGAAGCACGUGCUACGUGCUGGGUGACGAAAAACUCUACCGAAAAUGUACGAGUAAUGAAGGCGGAGAAGAAAUCCUGCAGCUCGUGGUACCUAAAAAGCACCGACAGGUAGUGCUCGAACUGGCUCAUAGCGGAAUGAUGGCCGGACACCUCGGAAGCGGAAAGACGGCGGACCGAAUUCUCAGCGAAUUCUACUGGCCAGGACUUCAAGCCGACACCAGGCGUUUCGUAGCCAGCUGUGAUAUUUGUCAGCGCACUACUCCAAGGGGUAAGACAGCUAGGGCCCCACUGCAGAAGAUGCCCGUGAUAGACACGCCAUUCAAACGGGUAGCCAUCGAUAUAAUCGGUCCAUUGCAACCACCGUCGUCACGUGGGAAUAAAUUCAUCCUAACCCUCAUGGAUUACGCAACGCGAUUCCCUGAUGCGGUAGCAUUGCCGAGUAUUGAAACAGAACGGGUCGCCGAAGCGCUGGUGAACAUCUUCAGUCGAGUAGGGAUUCCCGAAGAAGUCCUCAGCGACCGCGGAACUAAUUUCACCUCCGGCUUGAUGAAAGAGGUAGCCAGGCUAUUGUCAAUACGGCAGCUAACGACGACACCGUACCAUCCGAUGACAAACGGAUUAGUGGAAAAAUUCAACGGGACACUAAAAACGAUGCUGAAAAGAAUGUGUGCCGAAAGACCCCGUGAUUGGGAUCGGUAUCUUUCCCCUUUACUUUUUGCAUACAGGGAGGUUCCACAGGAGAGCUUAGGCUUCUCCCCUUUUGAGCUUCUCUAUGGACGCAACGUCAGAGGACCCCUAGCUAUCCUGCGAGAAUUAUGGGUCGAAAAAGAAAUUGAGCCUGAACUAAAGAGUACAUAUCAGUACGUUUUCGAUCUGCGAAACCGCCUAGAAGAUACGUGCAAGAUUGCGCGCGAAGAACUCGAGCGAGCCUCCGAGCGAUACUCUCGAUACUUCAAUGCACGGUCGCAGAAUCGACAGCUUAAACAGGGAGAUAAGGUACUCCUCUUGCUACCGACAGAGGCAAACAAGCUCACGAUGCAAUGGAAAGGGCCUUUUCCCAUCGCUGAAAAACGAGGAGCGGUUGACUACCUCGUCGAUUUGGGCCACAGGAAGAAACUUUUCCACAUAAACCUGCUCAAGAAGUACGAAGAGAGAAGGACGGCUCCCGAAUCGACAUCAACGCCGGUAGCCAUGACUGUACUGGAACUCGACGAUUCCAGCGGCGACGUCGACAUUCCGGAGUUCAACUGCAAGCCCAAGGAAACCCACCAGGAUAUUCAAGUUGCACAGACCCUAAGUCAGGAGCAGAAAAAGUCGUUGCAUGACGUGAUACAUAGAGCCGACUCCUUGCUGUCGGAAGUAGGAAGACAAACGUACUUCUCCAAAAUGGACAUGACCAAAGGCUAUUGGCAGGUGCCUCUGAGUGAGGAAUCGAAGGAAUUCACCGCAUUCUCGACUGCAAAUGGCCACUAUAAUUUCAAGAACAUGCCGUUCGGGAUAAAGACUGCUCCCGCAGUAUUUGCGAAGCUGAUGCGCCACAUCCUGCAAGACAUCCCGAAUGUGUACCAUUACUAUGACGAUUUGCUCAUAGCUACGACGACGUGGGAAGAACACGUUGCCAUCUUGCAGACGGUACUGCAUCGAAUCGAGAAAGCAGAGGAUCCAGGACGCGCCGAGACCAAAAACUAA
This is a messenger RNA of Ornithodoros turicata, 3555 nucleotides long. RefSeq lists its product as uncharacterized. Gene Ontology annotation, molecular function: zinc ion binding; nucleic acid binding. Gene Ontology annotation, biological process: DNA integration. Bases 1 to 3555 code for a protein of 1184 amino acids. The transcript has 3 exons. Lineage: Eukaryota; Metazoa; Arthropoda; Arachnida; Ixodida; Argasidae. The record is from RefSeq and is a predicted model, not a curated record.